Chenopodium quinoa (quinoa) is the source of this 450-nucleotide messenger RNA. RefSeq lists its product as uncharacterized. Gene Ontology annotation, molecular function: RNA-DNA hybrid ribonuclease activity; nucleic acid binding. The transcript has a single exon. Lineage: Eukaryota; Viridiplantae; Streptophyta; Magnoliopsida; Caryophyllales; Amaranthaceae. Bases 1 to 450 code for a protein of 149 amino acids. The record is from RefSeq and is a predicted model, not a curated record.
AUGGCUGCCACCUCCAAAAGAUACGAAGUUAAUUCUGAUGCACCGGUUUCCAGCUCAAAUUGCGUGGGGCUGGGUGGAGUGAUGCGUGACAUGGAGGGUGAUGUUGUGGUCUCGACAUGCCUAAGAUUGAGUGGAAAGUUUGAGGCUGAUGUUGCUGAGGCCUUGGCAAUGCGACACGCUUUGGCUAUUACUCUUGACUCGGGUUUUAGUAGGGUGUGUUUGGACUGCUUGAAGCUUCACAAUCAUCUAUUGAAAGGAAAGGCUCCUCCUACAGCUUUUGGCCUUGUUAAUGAUAUACUACAACUUGCUCUUCGCUGCCAAGCUUGUUCGUUCUCAUUUGUGAAGAGGAAUGGCAAUCGGAUUGCUCAUGAGCAAGCAAAACUAAGUCUUUCUUUUGAUGGCCUUAGAGUUUGGAUGGAAGAGGUUCCUUUGGGUAUCUCUAAUAUGUAA